CUUGGGCGGCUCGGGGCGGGCUCUGGGCGCGAUGGCGGCGGCGGGGCCGUGGCCGGAGCUGGAGGCGGCGGCGCGGGAGCGGCGGCGGGAGCUGUCGCUGGCGGGCGCGGCGGUGGCCGAGCGGGUGGCGGCGGGCGGCGGGCGGCUGCCGGAGGCGCUGCUGGCGCUGCCGCUGCUGCAGUCGCUGGAGCUGAGCGGCUGCGCGGCGCUGCGGGAGCUCGGCCCGGGCGUGGCGGCCUCGCUGCCCGCGCUGCACACGCUGGUGCUGAGCCGCAACGCGCUGGGCCCGGCCGGGCUGGGCGCGGGGCUGGGCGGGCCCCUGCCCGCGCUCCGCCUGCUCGACCUGUCCGGGAACGGGCUGGAGGCGCUGCCCGCCGCGCUCGGCGGCACGGGCGGCGGCGCGGGGGACGCGGCCCCGGCCUUCCCGCAGCUGCGCAGCCUCAACCUGAGCGCGAACCGGCUGCGGGAGCUGGGCCCGGGGCUCGCCCGCGCCGCGCCGCAGCUGCAGGAGCUGCUGCUGUCCGGGAACCGGCUGCGGGCGCUGCCCGGAGGGCUCCUGCCCCCCGACGGGCCGCCCGCGCCCUUCCCGCUGCUCAGCCGGCUGGACGCGGCCGACAACGAGGUGGCGGAGCUGGGCGCGGACAUCGCGGCGCUGCCGGCGCUCAAGAGCCUGGACGUGGCCAACAACCAGCUGCGGGAGCUGCCCGCCGCGCUGGCCGACUGCCCCCGCCUGAAGGAGGCCAACUUCAGGGGCAACCAGCUGCGGGACAAGCGGCUGGAGAAGAUGGUCAAUGGGUGCCAGACGAAGGCCAUUCUGGAGUACCUACGGGCCGGCGGCCGUGGGAAGGGGAAGGCUGAGAGUGGCAGAGAGGACGUCAGGAAGAAGAAGAGGGAGAAGCAGCAGAAGAAGGACGGCGGGGACGUGGAGCAGGAUGAGGUGGAAGAGGCGAGCAAGCUGCUGGUGAAGGUUCUGCACGUCUCUGAGAACCCAGCGCCUUUGGUGGUCAAAGUGAGCCCGGGUGUCAAAGAUGUGCGAGCCUUCAUCGUGUGCUGUGUGCUGAAAGGAGUGAACUUAAAGCCGGGAAACGCUCUCAAGAGGUUCCUGACCGUGCAGACCAAGCUGCACGAGGACAUCUGUGAGAAGCGCACAGUGGCCACCAUUGCCACCCACGACUUGCAGCUGGUCAAAGCUCCUCUGACAUAUGAUGUUCAGCCUCCUGACGAGCUCAAGAUCAUGCCCCUGGGUCGGAAGGAGAUCAAGGCAAAGGACCUGCUCCGGCAGCUGCAGCUGGAGGCUGAGGAGCAGCGGAAGCAGAAGAAGCGUCAGAACGUCUCUGGGCUGCACAAGUACCUGCAGCUCCUGGAUGGCAAAGACAGCUACCCGUGCCUGGUGGAUGCUGAAGGUGCUGUGAUUUCCUUCCCACCAAUAACCAACAGUGAGAAAACAAAGAUUAGAAAAGAGACCCGGGACCUGUUUCUGGAAGUGACAAGUGAUACCAGUUUACAGAUCUGCAAAGAUGUGAUGGACACCCUUAUCCUGAAAAUUGCAGAGCUGAACAGAUCUGCCUUGGAGAGCAAGGAAGGCUCUGGUUCAGAUAUGGAAUCGGAUGCUCCCUGUGGAGCAGGGAAUUUGAACCUGCCCUUGGUGCUGGAGCAGGUCCGAGUGGUGGACACGGACGGGAACUUGAAAGUACUUUAUCCUUCAAAAACAGACCUGGCCACAGUUUCCUCUCUGCUGACUGUGAUCCGUUAGCAGCUGCCUGAGCUGGGAGAGCAUUCCAUUGCCUUUAUUUUGGUUUUUUUUCAUAUAUUCAACAACACAACUGGUGCACAGCGAGAUGGUUUGGGUUUUUAAAGAAAAGAUGUGGAGCAUCCUGCUGGGAAGGCAGUGGCUUCAGAGUUUGAUGAGCUACAGCAAGGAGAAUUGGGAUCUUUCAUCCUUAACAGAGAUCAUCCAUGUUAGGCCUGUGCAAAAGAGCAGCAUCUUCAAACAUGGACUGAAGGCAGAGAAGCUGUUGGAUGUCAGAAUGCAGUAGAGAAAAUCAUUACAAUGGUUAAAACAAGCACAACCACAUUUUUCUGCAGGAUCACUUUUUCUUCCUGGUGUUUCAUCUGGAUCAUUAUUAUGGCAGCAGAAAAAUGCAGGAAUUGGCAGUGUGGAACUGAGGUCCUCUGCUGGGUACAACCUGGAGUCAGAAUGCCAAAGCACUUUGCUGACAUCUUGUUCUGCAAAAUUUUAUUUGGAGUAACUGUGAACAUUUAGUUGCUGUCAGAAGCAUUUAAUUGCUGUCAGGACUUGAGGGAUGCAUUUUAAAGUGAUGGUUUUUGUGUUCAGGCAUGAGCACAGCUUCAAUUUUUAAGGGAUUUGUUGAGUCAGCUGCAGGGUUUGUGUGUCCCAGUGCAUUUCAGGGCCACCCUCCAUCCCUGUGGGAAUUGUGGUGACCUUGUGUGUGCCCAGAGAGUUACUGUGGUUGAGCACUGGCUUUGUUCUUGCUGAGAAGGUUCAGGUGCACUCAGAGCUGCCUCCAGCUGGCACUGCUGAGCUCCCUGUCCCCCCAGAGUACAGGCACUGAUGCCCAGAGUGACCCUCCUGGAGCUUUCUGCCCCAACCACAUAUUUUUGCCUUCCAAAAUACAGAAAAUUGGAGCAGUUCUUGUUUGGCAGUCUCUGGGUGACCUAUAUUUGUGUGUGUGUGAGCACUGGUGUGAACUCACACCUCUCCCUAAACCAGUUAACUCCCCCAGAUUGACUCUCUUCUGGUAAAAAUGAUAUCUCAGAGCUCUAACUGAACUGCUGCUAUGUCAAAUACAUCCCCAUGUUGGGACUUGCACAUGGAAUGGAAAAAUAAAACAGCUUCUGCAGCCCUG
This is a messenger RNA of Passer domesticus (house sparrow), 2867 nucleotides long. RefSeq names its product leucine rich repeat containing 47 (gene LRRC47). NCBI's taxonomy places the organism in Eukaryota, Metazoa, Chordata, Aves, Passeriformes, Passeridae. Gene Ontology annotation, molecular function: protein binding; phenylalanine-tRNA ligase activity; RNA binding. The record is from RefSeq and is a predicted model, not a curated record. The transcript has 7 exons. Gene Ontology annotation, biological process: phenylalanyl-tRNA aminoacylation. The coding region runs from base 32 to 1753 and encodes 573 amino acids.